AUCAAACCCUUUGAAUUCAUCAUCAAUACAACACAAACAGAAUGAAUAACAGAAAAGAUCAUGAACUUGUUGGAAAAAGAACAAGGUUUAUGAUGAAUAACAUUAACAACAGCAACAGCAACAAUGGUUCUUCUCAUUCUCAUGAUGUUACUGUUCCAUCAUCACUCAUGUCUCAUCUUCAGAAUCAAUCAAUCUUUAACCCUCAGGCUCAUUCAAAUGGGUUUCCUUUUUGGAGCAGCGAUGAGAUUAUCAAUAACAAUGAUCAUCAUCAUCAUCAAUUGUCUCUUGAUCUCUCUGCAAUGACCCUUUUGGAUGAAGAUCAUCAUCAACAACAUUCUCAACCUAGCAACGUUGUUAACAACAUGUCCAGAAUCAGAGGUAAUAAUAGUAAUAACAAUCUUGUUGAACCAUUCACUAACAUGCCUUGUUUUUGGGAAUCUCAUGCAUACAACAAUAACAACGUUGUUGAUGAUGAAACAGUAACAGUAACACACCCACGUUACCAAAACAUGGGUGGUGGUGGUGGUAGUCCAAAAGCCUCAACUUUUGGGGUUUCACAAAAUCCACAAGGUUUAGUUUCUGAAAAUAUCAAGUGGGGUAUGCAAAAAGGUCACACCUUUACUGGAAUAUCUCAAAUGGGUUCUUCUAUUGAUCUUGGAAACAAUGUUCCUUAUGGUAAUGGAGUUUGUUAUGGUAGAGGUAGAGGUAGAGUUGUUCCGGUUCAGCUGCAAAACCCGUCUUUUUCUUCGCCUUAUAACCCUUAUGAACAACAUGUUGUGUAUCCUUCACCAAGAGGGUCUUCUUUUGGAAUGGAGAAUGAUUUAGGAUCAUGGGAUGUUACAACAAAUCCUAUCAUGUACACUACUACUCCAAAUGUAAACAAUGUUCCUUCAACACCACUUUAUUUUCCUUCUAAUAGGGGACUUCAACAGCUUCCUCAAUCUCUUUAUCCUACUAGACCUAUUGAGGAACCAGUGGCUUUUAAAUGUGAUAAUAGUUUUAUCUUUCAAGAGAAUGACAUGAAAAAUGAGUGCAAUAAUUCAUUGUUGGCUGGUAGUGGUGUUGGUGGUGGUGGUAGAAAGUUUUCAGUUUCACACUCACAAGAGGCGGUGAUUCCUCAAGUUUCUCAUUUGCCUAGUAGAAGUGAAAAUAGUAGUAGGAGUUUUGUAUUUGAUGAUGAUGAUGUACAACAAAAUUUGAUGAACUUUGGUUCAUGUUUGCCUGAGCUACAGAGUUAUAUGUUUCAUAUGGCAAAGGAUCAGAAUGGUGGCCGUUUUCUGCAGGGAAUGGUUGAGAAAGGAACUGUUGAAGAUAUGGAAAUGGUGUUUAAUGGAGUUAUUGAUAAUGUUGUGGAGCUUAUGAUGGACCCUUUUGGGAAUUAUCUUGUGCAAAAAUUGCUGGAGUUUUGUAGGGAUGAUCAAAGGUUGCAGAUUGUUCUUAUGUUGACUAAAGUUCCUGGUCAGCUAGUCAGAACCUCAUUCAACACACAUGGCACAAGAAGUGUUCAGAAGCUGAUUUCUACCCUCAAAUCAAGGAGGCAAAUUGCAUUGGUGAGGUCUGCAAUUCUACCUGGUUUUCUUGAUCUUGUUAAGGAUCUGAAUGGAAAUCAUGUCAUACAACGUUGCUUGUCAUGCUGGAGUGUUCAAGAUAAUGAGUUUAUUUUUGAUGCUGCCACAAAGUUCUUGACUGAUGUUGCUACUCAUCAACAUGGCUGCUGUGUACUUCAACGCUGCAUUGAUUUCUCAAAGGGAAAGAGUCUAGAAAAGCUGGUCAAAGAAAUUUGCAAACAUGGCUUUUCCCUAGCUCAAGAUCCAUAUGGAAAUUAUGUUAUUCAGUACAUUAUAGAGUUGCAGAUUCCAAGUGCUAUGGCCAAACUUACUCCACAGUUCAAAGGGAACUAUGUAAUCCUCUCUACACAAAAAUUUAGCAGCCAUGUGGUCGAAAAGUGCCUCAUAUAUAUUGUAGAGACUAGAGCAAGGAUUGUCCAAGAAUUGCUUUCUGUUCCUCACUUUGAGCGUCUUCUGCAAGACCCUUAUGCCAACUAUGUUGUUCAGAAAGCACUCGAAUAUACCAAGGGCUCUCUUCAUGCAUCUUUGGUUGAAGCAGUUAGAGCUCACAAAAUCUUGCGUACAAGCCCAUAUUGCAAGAGGAUUUUCUCAAAAACCCUGCCUAAAAAGUAAUGCCUAAUAAGUACUCACAAGACACUAUUUGUUGUUGUUCCUUAUCACCAUUCUCCUAAUUACCUCCAAUUUGUUUUCUAUGUGUAUCUUAGCUACUAAGUCUAGCAUUAAAAAAAACCUAUAAGCCUACUACUACUAGUAUAUGUUGUUGUGUAAUGUGUGUUCAGAAUCUGAGCUUCAUCUGAUGGAAACAAGUUUGCAACUUUUUGCUUUGAAAACAAGUUUGCAACUUGCCUCUCAUUUUCCUGGUGGAGCCAGAAUCUGAAAGUAUAAGAAGACUAUGUUUAGUUUUCUUAGUGCUUAUUAUGUUGUUGGUGCAUUUUGUAUUAUUCAGUUACCUUAUGGAUGUGUUGUGUGUGAUACAUCCAUUAUGGUAUUGUUAUGAAACUUUGUAGAUUGUGUACAUUUUCUUGGAUGUUCUCUUUGAAGAAACAUUUUGUUCCAAGAUUGGGAUAAUGUACUUUUUGAACUCUGGAUAAUAAAAUUAGGAGAUUUUAUGA
Medicago truncatula (barrel medic) is the source of this 2680-nucleotide messenger RNA. RefSeq names its product putative pumilio homolog 10. Lineage: Eukaryota; Viridiplantae; Streptophyta; Magnoliopsida; Fabales; Fabaceae. The record is from RefSeq and is a predicted model, not a curated record. Gene Ontology annotation, molecular function: mRNA binding. Gene Ontology annotation, biological process: post-transcriptional regulation of gene expression. Gene Ontology annotation, cellular component: cytoplasm. Bases 42 to 2180 code for a protein of 712 amino acids. The transcript has 5 exons.